This is a messenger RNA of Triplophysa rosa, 6105 nucleotides long. RefSeq lists its product as uncharacterized. The transcript has 7 exons. Lineage: Eukaryota; Metazoa; Chordata; Actinopteri; Cypriniformes; Nemacheilidae. Gene Ontology annotation, molecular function: phosphotyrosine residue binding. The record is from RefSeq and is a predicted model, not a curated record. The coding region runs from base 398 to 1822 and encodes 474 amino acids.
ACAUUUAACAUCAAUAACGCAUGGUCACCUCGACAAGCUUAUAUUUAAAGUAAAAGGUGAUGCAACGAACCAUUCAUUUGUAAGUGCAGAAAUGAUGAGAUGUUGUUUAGAAAAGUGCGGUCAUGUCUAGUCCCAAUAGGUGGCAGUGUUCUCAGGUAGAAUAUCCCACCAACAGAUCAGCUGUCCGCACACAGUCAAACACACACACACAAGCGCGGAGCGCAGGAGUGAAGCGCAGAGUUUUACCAAACAGAAAGUGGCAAAGGUCGAGAAACAGACACCGCAAUCCAGAGAAACACCACACGGACUCGUUUCAUAAGGCUUAAAGAGGCUACGACGGGAAACUGGUACGGAUAUAUUUAUAUUUUAUCAGAGUUUUGAGCAAUGCGCUGGCAGCAUGGCCAGAUGGUUCAAGGAGCACCUGGGUUUCAAAACCACCAAAGCCCCACCACCGGCGCCCCCGAAACCGGACUACCGACACUUCCACGCCACCGUAUCCAGUCCGCCCGGAUAUCACCUCCACCAGCAGCAACAAUCGCAGACGGGCACCGGGUUCAUGUCCGCUCAGCCCGAUAUUCUCACCGCGUACAAACUCCAGAAGGAACUGGACUUCGAGGAUCCGUACACGGGAGGCGGAAAUAUUCCCUUCUCCUCUGGACUUAGUUCAACGGGCUCGCCGGACGUCAAGUACGUGUCUCCGAAGCACCGGCUCAUAAAGGUGGAAGCGAUCGAGAGGAGCGGGUCGAGUUCGGGCAGCGGUAGCGGGGUAACAGCGGUGAAGUCGCCCACCUCUCCACCUGCCGAAACCGAGUCCAGCAGCAACAAACAGGAGAAGGUAAGACAGCUCACCAUCCUAGAGGACUAUGCAGACCCCUUCGAUGCAGCGGACCAGGGAGGUGGCACCCAGACGGUCACAGAAAAGCCCACAGAGGACGGUUACAUGGAGCCGUACGAGGCCCAGAAGAUGAUGGCUGAAAUCCGAGGCGGCCGUGGUUCUAAAGACGGUCUGGUACGGCAGCUACCUCUAUACGACACCCCUUAUGAGCCAGAGGAGAACGGAGGAGAGCUGGAUGGAGGCCGGUGCUCUCGGGAGAGCAGAUUACCCCAGGACGACGAGAGGCCUCCGGAGGAGUACGACCAGCCCUGGGAGUGGAAAAAAGAACGGAUAUCGAAAGCCUUCGCAGAGAUUAAAGUGAUAAAGGAUCUCCCAUGGCCUCCUCCGGUUGGGCAGCUCAACACCAGUCCUCCUAUAAUGGAGGGGGUGGAGGCUCUGCCCCAGCCGGCCCAGUCCUCACCAGGACAUAACGCCACAGCAACUGCCUGUGACCAGCUCCAACACGUGCAGUUUGACGGUGUGGAAAAGUCCAGAAUGUCGCCCACUAAAGACCUGAAGUCCCGCCCCCUCCAGCGGCACUCAAGCGGUUGCCUGGUCAACACUAAGAUGAGCUCACUGGAUCACACUGCCCCCACAGUAGGAGAGCGUAUAGACCCCUCAAUGCCCCUGGAAAGCCAGUUCUGGUAUCACGGAGCGAUUAGUCGGACUGACGCCGAGUCUCUACUGAGGCUAUGUAAAGAGGCCAGUUAUCUGGUGAGAAACAGCGAGACCAGUAAAAGUGACUUCUCCCUGUCACUCAAGAGCAGUCAAGGUUUCAUGCAUAUGAAGCUGUCUCGGACCAAAGAUAAUAAGUAUGUACUGGGCCAGAACAGCUGCCUGUUUGACAACGUGCCCGAGAUCAUCCACUUUUACUCCAGUCGCAAACUGCCAAUCAAAGGAGCCGAACACAUGUCCCUGCUUUACCCGGUGGCCAUACGGACACUAUAGUGAUAGUGACUAUAUAGUGUACAGCGAACGCAGCCAUUCCUAAAUGCUUAACAAACACUGCAGAAUGUGUCAUUGAAUGAGAAACAUGAUUGCCUUCAUCAUUUUUCAUUGUAGGUCAUAUAAGCUUGUUAUAAACGUGAAGUCUUGGCUCAUUUGGCGGAUUAAGCAUUUAUAAAUGGCUGCAUGAGACCAUCAAUAAUCUAAAGUGCUACUGAAGUCCCAAAGGCAAAAAGGGAGAUUUCUGGAAAGCCUAAUUCGUCUCGCCCGAGCUCAAUGGACUAAUGGAGCAGAACUGACCACAGGACGGAAGAAAAUGACUUCUCUGCAGCAUUACCUACUCGAACAUGCCUCCUCCCUGAUCCUAGACCUGCUCUCUCUCUCUUUUUUCACAUAAGUGGAUCUUUAGUCUUCGACCUGCACCCCCACACUUUAUCAAAUAUCUCUGCGGUUACAUACUGUAUAACACGUCAUGUCAUCUUCAUGAAAAUGUCAGUUUCUUUUCAUAAUUGGAUGAUGUCUCGCAACUGAUUUGUGACCGGUUUGUUUAUUCUAACAAUUUGUAAAUCUCAAAACACAAAUUAUUAGGGAUUCCCAGAUAAUGGAAAACCUGAAAAUUGUUAGGGAGUAUGAAAAUUGUUUUCCUGACAUUUAAGUAAAAAUCUGAAAUAUUUAGUCAAUUAAGCAUUUUUUUUUCAGAUGAGAUUUACAAAUUGGUCUGAAUGAUUCAUUAACAAAUCUCAGUUUCAGUGUUAAUUAAAAUGAUAUAUCCAGACGACUGGAAAGGUCAUGAGAAAAUGUUAGGUGUAAAAUGUGGGAACCCUUUAAGGAGGUGCAAAACACUUCACAGACCCUUUCUAUGGAAUUGGACAAGAGACAUAGCGACCAAAUAUCACUUUAAUUCUCAGAAUCUCAUCAUUUGGACUUGGUGUCAUGUUUUUGAGUCAAAAUACAAAGCCAUUUGGGUUUGGUAAAAUCAUCGAACGUCAUUAUCUUAAAACAAUACAGAAAAAGUAAAAUAAGACUGAAACUAGGUAACUAUUCCAGUUAGACCUACAGUACAUUUGUGCAUUGAACAGACAGUCCAGACUGAAUUUAAGUCAUAACUGUUGCUAUGCAUUUCUGAUCUUAGUGAAUUUUUUAAAAAUAAGUACGACAGAGUUUAUAUAGACCCUUAAAAUCACAAAAAAACAAGAAGAAUGUGCUGGUUAAAGACUGUGUGGAUGGGAAGAGAUGGGAUUUAAGUGUAUCGUAUAAUAGACGCUUGAUCUAUGCCACCCUCCUGGGGAAAACUGGAUCGCAGUGUUUCUCAAGCGUGAAAAAGGACCUUUUAAUUUAAAGGAAAAAAAUGAGUCACUUUAUACUCCAUCAGAGAUGAUCUCGAAUAAAGGGAAUGAGAUAUGCCUGUAUUGUCUACCUCAGAAAAUCAAUCCAUCCACUGAUCAAUAAGGUACAAUAACGUUGCAGAUAUCGAUUCAUUUGAUUCUGCCCAUUCUGUCUCAGAUUUCCACCAAAUUUCGCCUUUUUGGUUUUAGAAUAGCUUCUGUACCCGAACUCGAUCAAAAGCUGUCCGUCAUUUAUAUGGAAAGUCACACUGUAAUUUUGUGAUGCUCGUGACUUUUGUUGGUCAAUGCCUUAUACUGUUAAUGCAUGGUUUUAAAAAGAAAAGAAAAAAACAAGUAUGUCAAACUGAUUUACAAACGUUCUGCUCUCGAUGAAUGUUUUGUGGCUGUAAUUUAUUAUGGAGAAAAAAUACUAUUGCUGGUGUUUUAGUCCUAGGCAACUAAGACUAUAAAGUUGUUCUCGGCCAGUGGAUGUGUGUGUCUGCUGUAUGUGUGUGAUACUGGUGUGCCAUAAAUCUGACCUUACUUUGGAUUUGUCUCCCGUAUAAAGACUGAUACUCGGAUCGGUGCUCUGUUUGCCAUGGAAACCAUGAUGGACCAAUCAGAUCCCUGCCUUGUCACCUAUCUACUCAACAUACCAACGUUUUUUUCCAUUUUCAAGCAGUCAUCGGUUCUUUUUGGUUUUCGUUUCAGACUCUUUCUUUCUAAACUUCACGAUACACUGAUGAGCGCAUUUGUGGUACAGACCUUCAGAUGAAAGCUUUGUGUAUUUAAUUAUUAUCCUCAUUCUUUUAUUCCUGUAGUGUGGACGCUUGCUGUUUUCAGUCCUCUAGACUUUCUUUUCUUGCAUUUACUUUUCUUAAUGGCUUCCUUUUGGACACAUUGUUUUCUUCGCAAAAUCUUUAAAGGGACAGUUCACCCCAAAAAGUGUUGUCGUCUUUCACUCAUGUCAUUCCAAACUAUUUGUCUUUUAUUAAAAAAGAAACAGUUUUGAAGCUGUAAAUAGGACAAAAGAACCACUAUAAAGUAUAGAAAAUUAUUCUUUCCAGCUGUGUUGGCUUCAUAAAAUAAGGGCCAUACCAAAAUGUAUACAAUUGUUGAUAGCUUAUUAUUCCUGUAUAUCGUCGCUGUCCUUCUAAAACCUCGCAUGUCCACAUUCAGUUUUUCAGGAAAUGGAAAAAUCCCUGUACUUUUUCUACGAUUACAUACUGUGUUGACAAAGUUGACUAGCACUUCUGAAUACUUUUUAUUGAUUUUCCAAAACCCAAAGACAAACAUAAAGGGUGACUAAUAAUAAUGAUUUAUGGCAAAAAAUCGAGGUUUCACAAAGACAGCAGCGAUAUUCAAAAUACAGCAGACCACCACAAGUGACACAAUAGAAAAAAUAAAAUCAAUGGGUUUGGAAUGUCAUGAGAGUAUGCAAUAACAGAAUUUCUGUUUUAUUUAAUGUACUGUUCCUUUAAAAGAUUCCAAAACCUAAAUCUGAUUUGCAGUAAACCUGUAUAAAGCUCUAUUUGUUCUUACUGUAAAAUCUGCCAGACAUUGUUGAACCACAUCAUUGGAUUAUGCAGAAAUGUGAAACUAUUAAUGCUCUUGAUAACAUCUCAUUGUUAAUUGCAUCUUCCAGUAAUUCUGUAAUUAUUCAAACAAAGCUGAAGAUAACAGCUCUCAACUGCUCCAGAUCCAAUUCCCUCCGUCUCAGGGGUUCAAUGAAAAGGAGCAUCGUGUACGUGUCUUUCCUGGAAGUGCAUUUGUGUUGCUGUAGAAACGGACCCAGAGGAGAGAGAGCGCAGGAGUGACUGUUUUUAGAUGGGUCGGUGCGGAUGUCUGUCAAUAAAAACAAGCAACCUUAAGCUUUAAUAAGAAAGCAGAGAGUCCAGGUCAUUAGACUGAGGCGGUUGUGUGCUUUUCUGUGGAGGAGAAGGGAAUCAUUUUUGCCUAAAGAGGGAAGAUGAAUGUACUGUUUGAGAUAAAUGAGGAGUGUGUACUGUACUGUAUAUGAUCCAGAAGAUAGUUUAUGUUUUAUAAUUUAUCAAUAUGCUAAUGGAGGCAUGACUGUAAUGGCUUUCUUUGAGGGUGAAUAUAGAUGGCUCCGAAAAGUAUUUGGACACAUUUUUGCCUUAAAUGAAAGUGGUGUUUAUUUAAAGACAGCACAAGCAAAGUCAUCCCAAAACAUGACAUUUAUUACAAUGACCUUGCUUGGAUUUCAGACAUUUCAGAAAUUCUUUAAAGAAAAGUUAUUUGCAGAUGCCACUUUGUUUGAUCUUUCUCUAUAUAAUGCAAUGACAUUCCAGAGAUUCUAGGUGAGAUGUGAAGUGUCCAAAUAUUUUCCAAGUUCUCUGUAUAAAAGAGAUUGCAAAUACAUAAACAAGCAGUUUUAACGUAACAUUUCUAAUCAUUACAGGCAAAGACAUAAGACCAGGCAUUUUAGACAGAGAGAAAGAAGAAACCAAAAGGAAAUUAGAAGCCAUGACAUGCUGAGAGAUUGAGAAAGUAGGAGGAAAGACGGAACGUUAAAAUGAAUAGGUACAAGACCGAUAUGAGGAGAGAAGGAUGAGGGAUGGGGGGGGGCUAAGACGGAGUGAGAGAGGAGACCAAAUCUCUGUUGGCUUCAUUGUUGUCAGCACGCUUCAUUUCCACUUCACACUGUCUCUUUAGAGAUCUGCUUCUGCAUCUCUCCACCCGUGUUGACAAGCGUCCUUACAAAGAAGGUGUGUGAAUGUGUGCGUGCACUGCCUCUAUCUGUUGUGUCUGAGCUGAUUCUUUCAUACGUUUGACAUUUGUGUGAUCUGUGUGUAUUGAGUACAUUUGUGUACAUUUUCUUCCCGUGUAUGCACUAACAUAACAUAUCUGUACAGUACCUCUUCGCCAAAUGUAUAUACUGAAUGUAAUGUUUGGGGACGUGGAGUCUUUGAGAUUCUGACAAAUAAAGUUUAUGGGUCU